AUGUUUAGCAGCAGCAACAAUAGCACCAGUGGAGGCAACAAAGGUAAGAGGCGCUCCUUCUUUUUGUGGGGGAGCAGUGGUAGUUUAAGUGGUGGUCAACCUGCUACAGUGACGAAUUCAAGUACAAAUGGUAAGCCUAGUAAUGGUAGUAAUAGCAAGACUUCAACACGUCCUAGUAAUCCCAAGGCAUCUCCUAUGAAAAGUACAUUGGAUAAGAAACCUAUUAACAAUAGAAAUCCAUUUGUGCAGUCCGAUAGACCUGCUACAAUCAACCGAGGUAAGUCAGCCACGGAGCUAAAUAGCACACCUAGGAAACCUUCUUCAACAUCGGAGAAACAUAAAGUCUCUUCUCCCCACGAUUCCACCACGGCUACAGGUGUAAGAAAUAAGCAUUCAUCUUCUCGUCUGACCUCCAAUGAAAAAAGCAGGGUUUCGUCUUCAACUUCACAUAGGCAUACUUCUUCUUCGCAUACGACCUCUUCUGAUAAAACAAGAGAUUCGUCUUCUCACGGGCAUACAUCUUCUCAAACCAGUUCGCAUCCUCACAAGCGGACUACGAGUUCGUCUGACAAGCAAAAAUCAUCAACCUCGUCAACCUCUUCUUCAUCACCAAAGAAAGAGAGUAGUCGAGAGAUUUCCUCAUCUUCAUCGUCUUUAAAGAAGGAACUAAAUGAACCAUUAGCAUUAUCAUCGUCGUCAUCAGGUCAGAAGCCCCUUAGGGCAAGAAGACCUCCACCUCCGGUUGACUUAAGCGUUCUUAGAAACUCUAUGAAACAAGUACCGGAGGGCAGACAACUGGAAGAAAAACCAGAUUUGGAGGCAAAAGGUGUAUUCCCGCCAAAACAGUUAUCGGAGGAACGUGUUGUGGCUUUAAAUUACGUGGAAAGAGGACUACCACCAUCGACCCCACAAGAUGUAAGGGGUGAACGAGAGGGAAAAGGUGAAGCACAAGUUAGUGGAAAUGAGUUUAAUCCAAAGCAACAUAGAAGGCAAAGGUCAGAAGCUGAAAAAUUCGAAGAAGAACUAGACUAUUUCAUAAAGGAACAUAGCGCAGUUCAAGAUAGCCCUAUAUCACAACGUGGAAGUUUCCCAGAAGAGGAGUUAGAUCGUGAAAUUGAUUUGCAAAACGGCUUGGCUACACAUUUGGACCCUGCAAAGGCUUCAAAUAACGAGGAUUUACUAGGAGGUCUAUUGACGUACGUGGACCCUUUAAAGCUUCCUGAAGCAUCACAACGUAAUAGGGUAGCAUCGCCGCCAAGAUUAGCUUCGCCUCCUGUCAUAAAUCCACUACCAAGUGUACAAACGGAGCCAUCGUUGGAACCACCACCACCACUUCCACCAAAGGAACCGUUGGAACCAUUAGCAGCCGUAUAUUCAUCACCACUGCCGGCCUCUGGAACGGAGAGAAAAUCUAGAGAAUUGACUGAAACUGAAAAGCGUAAAUCUGGUACAUCAGCCACUGGUGAUGAACAGGCAGAUAGGUUCUCAUUCACUGAUUCGUUAGCCGAUAACUCUGUGAAAAGUGUUCAACAGGUAGCAUUAGACGAUACUAGGGGAGCCGCUCCAAUUGUUAGUAAUCUAUCCUAUCGUGAUUCUAUGGAUGCUGCUACUUAUGCAGAUAAUAACAACAGGAUGUCGCGUACUUAUACAAACAGUUUGGAUAGACCACCUCUUAUGAAUGAAUCUCUUCAUCAAAGAGAAGAAGACGCUCCUGAAAAUCCAAUUUCAGAUACUGCAUCACUUGGAGAAAUGGUUACGACGAGUAAACCUAGAACUGUGGAUUCUGAAGAGAUAUUUUCUGCGAAGGAUUUUGAUCAAGACUCUGCAAUGCAGCCUGUAGAAGCUAAAGAGCCACCACCACCAAGAAGAAAAUUCAGAGUAGUGAACGAAGACCGUCCAACUUUUUAUAUGAAUGGAUUCGAUGAAUACUUGAACAAGGAUAACGAUGAGUUUGACGAUACAGCAACCCACUAUUCCAUACGAAGCCAUGAAAGUGCCUUCAGCAAAGGGAUUUCCACUGCUCCUAGUGAAAAGAGUAAUACUUAUGUCCCUACCAAUCUCAAUAACCAAAGUUUAGAGAACAACCCUGCGAUCUUUGGUAUAAGAUCAGGGGUUGCCGGUUUAGAUUCUGCAUCGGAGAAAGAUAUUUUGAAGAGUGUGGUCAGCUCUUCGAGAACAAAGGCAGGUUCUAUUUUCACGGGUCCCGGUAGUUUAUCUAAUCACCAAAGCACGAGAAGUAAUAAAAGUAAUAAUAGUUCUACUACUGUCUCCUCCGGAUCGCCUAAGCCUGAUAAAUCGGUGAGACUUGUAUCUAGUUAUGUGGAAGAAUUAAGACUAAAAUAUUAUAGGGCUUCCAACUUCUUACAGGCACCUCCCAAUUUACCGGUUACUUUAAAGCAGAAAAAUAAUUUGGUACAACCCAAAAAUGUUAAAGUCAAAAUUAGGACUAGUUCAAAACAAAUUGGUAUUAAACAUGGUAGAGCGAAACAAAAAUUAUUCACUUUGGAGACUACAGAUGAAGAUGCUAACGAAGAUGGUACUCAUAAGGCCUCUAGUAAUAACAAUAAGAUUAAUGUUGAUCAUACCAGAGAAUUUCACAAUUUGCUCAAUCAAAAGGCAAGCCCCAGUAAAAGGACCGCACAAGACCACAGUCCCUCUAAGAGCAAAGGCGAUGACGAUUUGGAAGAGUUUUUACACGACAUUCCCGGUGAUGAUGCUUAUGACAGUGAUGAUGCCAUGGCUCCAUUGAGGGAAGGAGAAGAUACUGCUGACGCAGAUGUUUCAAGAAGCAACACGGUCAAGAGUUAUUUCACAAAACAAGAAGAAAAACUACAACACAUCAACAACAGUUCACAAUACGAAAAGUUACCUACCAAUAUUAAUAUCCAGGACUAUCUAGAUAAGGACCCAAUAAGUAAAACGGUAUCGACUCAAAGUGGUAAUUCUGGACUUAACGAACCUUUCUCCUACGGACAGGGGCUCCGCGUAGCCAAUCCAGAUUCUUCAUCUGACUAA
Molecule: messenger RNA, 3015 nt
Organism: Zygosaccharomyces rouxii
Lineage: Eukaryota; Fungi; Ascomycota; Saccharomycetes; Saccharomycetales; Saccharomycetaceae
Exons: 1
Coding region: 1-3015 (1004 amino acids)
Source: RefSeq, a predicted model, not a curated record